AUGGAGCAACUGGGACGUGAGGAGCAAGGAAGGACAUGGUGUAUGCGAACUCGAUCGAGCUCAUCAACUGAAGACUUGGUCGAGUUGGACAUCAACAUAGGCAGAAUACAGAGAAAGAAGACUGAGAGGCUACAAGUUGAACCAGAGGUGGUUGUUACUGAAACAAUGGAUAUACCAGAGGGUAAUGGAAACCCUUUGGGUAAUGGACUCGGUCGAGCUAGGCAGACUCGACCGAUUGGACUUGGAGAUGCACCAAACCGCCAUCAACAAAGAUAA
Molecule: messenger RNA, 276 nt
Organism: Microthlaspi erraticum
Lineage: Eukaryota; Viridiplantae; Streptophyta; Magnoliopsida; Brassicales; Brassicaceae
Source: the annotation of a GenBank genome assembly